UGAGCUGGGAAGCACAGGUCAAUCGGUGCAGCUGCCUGGCCUGAAAGGAUCCAUCUUCUUAGCUUUCUCAGGGCUGAGCCUUUUGCCUUUUUUCUCUCCCUCUUGAGGAUUCCUGUGAAUCGCCCGCACGCUGGCUUCAUCCUAGGGGAGACUCUUUUGUGCUUUUGCCAUUGACUGUUGGAGCGAACUGCUUGUGAGGCCAGACACGGCAGCACUAGCAGCAAUUCCAAAGGCAGGAAACGUCUGCAGCAGCAUGAGCCUCUGACGUUGCUGCCGCUGAGACUUCAAUAUUCAACAGAGCAGUCGCAUCUUUCCGAACCGCUGGCUUUCAGGGGUUUCCCUUUCAGGACCUGAGCAAAAAGGGAUGCUGCAGUGGCUUUGGCAUUUUCUUUCCUGUCUUCUUUCGAGGGCUGUGUGCCAAGGCCCUGCUGAAGCAAAAAAGGAUGCGCCGGCGGACUCUCCGGUUCCCAGCUCUGGGGAACAGGGGCCAAAGGUGGUGAGGAAGUCUCCCAAAGAGGCCAGUCCGUCUGAAAGGAGACCCACUAUCCUGCUUGUGGUCGGACCCGCAGAGCAUUUCCAACAGAAAAUUGUGAAAGCUGGGGAUAAAGACUUGGAUGGGCAGCUAGACUUUGAAGAGUUUGUUCACUACCUCCAAGACCACGAGAAGAAACUGAGGCUGGUUUUCAAGAGCCUUGACAAGAAGAACGAUGGCCGCAUUGAUGCCCAGGAGAUCAUGCAGUCCCUUCGGGAUCUGGGAGUCAAGAUCUCUGAACAGCAGGCGGAAAAAAUUCUCAAGAGAAUAAGGACGGGGCGCUUCUGGGGUCCUGUCACAUACAUGGAUAAGAACGGGACGAUGACAAUAGACUGGAACGAGUGGCGUGACUAUCACUUGUUGCACCCCGUGGAGAACAUUCCUGAGAUCAUCCUGUACUGGAAGCACUCUACGAUUUUUGACGUGGGAGAGAACUUGACCGUACCAGAUGAGUUCACAGUCGAAGAGAGGCAGACGGGGAUGUGGUGGCGGCACCUGGUCGCAGGGGGAGGGGCAGGCGCCGUGUCUCGAACCUGUACUGCUCCCUUGGACCGCCUGAAAGUGCUCAUGCAGGUCCACGCUUCUCGCAACAACAACAUGUGCAUCGUCGGGGGCUUCACCCAGAUGAUCAGAGAGGGCGGAACGAGGUCGCUUUGGCGCGGGAACGGGAUCAACGUCUUGAAGAUUGCUCCGGAAUCGGCCAUUAAAUUCAUGGCCUAUGAACAGAUCAAGCGCUUAAUUGGUACCGACCAGGAGGUGCUGAGGAUUCACGAGAGACUUGUAGCUGGUUCACUGGCGGGAGCCAUUGCACAGAGCAGCAUCUAUCCCAUGGAGGUCCUGAAGACGCGGAUGGCUCUGCGCAAGACAGGGCAGUACAUGGGGAUGCUCGACUGUGCCAAGAACAUCCUAGCCAAAGAAGGAGUUGCUGCUUUCUACAAAGGCUAUGUUCCCAAUAUGCUUGGGAUCAUUCCAUAUGCUGGCAUCGACUUGGCUGUAUAUGAGACAUUGAAAAACGCCUGGUUGCAACGCUACGCUGUGAACAGUGCUGACCCGGGGGUGUUCGUCCUGUUGGCCUGCGGUACCAUGUCAAGCACCUGUGGGCAGUUGGCCAGUUAUCCUCUGGCCCUAGUGCGGACACGAAUGCAAGCCGCAGCUUCGGUCGAAGGAGCGCCGCAGGUGACGAUGAGCGGACUCUUCAAGCAUAUCCUGAAGACGGAGGGAGCUUUCGGCCUGUACCGGGGGCUGGCCCCCAACUUCAUGAAGGUGAUCCCGGCUGUGAGCAUCAGCUACGUGGUCUACGAGAACCUGAAGAUGACUCUGGGUGUGCAGUCUCGAUGACAAGGCGGCGCCAGCACCUGUGAACUCUUAGGAGGGGGAAAAAAGCAAUCUUGGGGGCUGCGGUCCCUAAGGUGUAUGGCCGUUCCAUUCUGUGAAUGUGUUGAUCGACACUAAGCUGAUUGAGCCAAGCUAUGGAAACCCUGGAUUGUGCGUGUCCGGGAAAGGUUAGGGGUGGUCUUGAGCCUUUAUUGCUGUUUUGCUACCGCAAGUGCUAUGUGUUGUUUCCAUUCGUGAUCAGCUGGGCUUCCCUGCUUGCAAGGGACCAAACUGGGGGCGCCCAAGGGAAGCGCCCGGAGCUGGUACUGCUGACCUGGCUCCGAGCACAGUGGGAGGGAGGCCUCAGAGAGCUCUCCCUCCUCUUCCAAACCUCUUCUCUCCGUUCGGAGCCGGGGAAAGUAGCACCUCCCGACUUGCUUGAAAGAGCUUCUUCCUGUUGAGUUGUUAACUCUUCCUGCCCGUCGUUUUAAACCUCUUGCCUUGGGUAGGAACGGCUGCUCGGCCUGAAACAUUAGUUGUUUACGUUACAUUCCUUUCUCAAGUAGCAACGAUUCACGUUCUACUUCAGUAACUCUGACAUGGCAACGUACUCUUAAAACCGUGGCUCGAAUGGGGCGGGCAAAAAACCCCAGUGAACUGAAACGGCAAAUCUUUAUUUUUCUAGAGUUGAUUGAGCGCACAAGUCUCCCGAUGCUAUCGAGAAGCACUUAUUAAGGGGAAGCUGCCAUUUGCGGCCUGCAUGUGUCUGUACCUGCACGCCAGAUAGGCUUUGACCAUCCGGGGGUUUGGAUCCGGGAACUCUUAGAAGGCAGCCUGGUGCUGUAAACGGCUUCUAUGACAGGCCAGGCAAAUCUGUGCUGCUGGGGACCCACCUUUGGCCUCUGAGCACAGCAGCGGCAAGGGGACCAGCGUAUCCCCGUGCCCUGUUUUGCCAGGCAGCUUGACUGAGAUUCUUGCCAGACCUUGCCCCUCUCCCCCCUUCUCAAGACCCUGAGCCUUGGCUGCUGUCGCCCUGUUCGCAUCUUCACUGUUUGGCCCUGAACUUUGCACACGGUGGCAGGAGAUGGGAUCGAAUGAACGUCAGCCCGAUGCAGCUUUGCAUAAAGAAAAGGACUAGGUCUGGCAAUGGUGGGAAGGCAAAAGAACUCACCGGGGAUUAGAGAGCGGUGCUUUUUAAAAAAAAUUCUUCCUGCCAGAAUUAUUUUGUAGACAGGCUCCUCUGGUCUGAAUGCUCAAGCUGAUCCUCUUCCACCUCCUUGACCGGGGGGGGGGGGGGGGGGGACUAGGGGGCCAGCAUCACAUUCCACUGUUGUUGUUAUUGUUUUUUUAACUGCAUCAAUUAUAUUUAUUUUGUAUUUAUUUAAACAUUGAGAGUCAUAGUCAAACUAUUUUUAUAGAGACGUUUGUAUAGUUGUGUUGUCCAUCAUAGUCUGUACUUUUGGUUUUUUUUAGAGGUUUCUGUAUUUAUAUUCCUUAAGCCGUUUUGCACUUGUCAAAAUCACUAUACUGAAUUGGUGAAUGGGGGGGGAGGACCCCCUCCUCCAGAAGGUCACCUGUGCUCAGUUCCUUCUCUGAAUUGUGCUGUGGGUCUUGCAUUUGAGGCUGGUGGGGGACCUCCGUCAGCCAAGAGAGAAAUUCCUUGUAGCAAAAAGCCUUAGACAAGAAAACGAGGGGGGCGGGGGGGGGGGAGAACAUAAUGUCGGUAGGAGAUUGUUUUUUCCUGGAGGGAGAGGUAAGAGGGUUUGUUUCCUGGUUUACCUCACUCUGGAAUGAGUUCACAUGUUGACUUCCUAAUUAGGACCACUGGUGGAUUGGCAAAAUAAAAACCAAGUCCGUGCGUACGACUUUUUGUUUUUUGUUUGGCGAUGGCUGGUAUGGAAAAGGGCUGAUUGGACUGGGGGACAAAGUGAGAAAUAUCUCAGGGAUGACACAAUCACAAGAUGCCCAUUUCCCGGAGAGCAGAAAGGAACUUGCUACAGUUAUCUUUGCGAGGCCGCUGGGCAAGAUGCCCUGCCAGACGAAGGCUGCUUCAGACGCAGGGAAAUGCCCCAGGGAUAAAUGCCUGGACAAUAUCAGUGGCCAUGAUGGUUCCAUAGCUGCCCUGUGUCACGGGAGUCUUUCCUAGUGCAGAGCAGCUUCUGCUCCUGGGAACUCUGCCUUUAUUGGAUUUGUCAACUGCUGCUUGGGAUUGGCUGCAUGCUUGAGUUCAUAUCUGAUUCGCUGGUGUGACAUUUUGUACCCCUCACUGUGCUCCCCCCCCCCCGAGUCACUAUACCUGUGGUGACGAACCUAUGGCACUCCAGAUGUUCAUGAGCUACAAUUCCCACCAGCCCCUGCCAGCAUGGCCAAUCGGGGCUGAUGGGAAUUGUGAGAAUCCCACUGAAGCUAUCCUGGAGAACGCCAUAUGGAACCGACACUCACUGCCUACUACCUACCAUUGGCAGCACCUCCUUUUUUCAUGCGCGUGAGUCUGAACCGCUAAAGAGUGUUCAAGAAUACAAAAAUCAAUGCAAAGGUUUAACUGUCUUUGUAAUUGUAGCCCGGAUGUAUGAAGAGUGAAUUGUAACAAAUGAUAAACCCUGGAUGGUAGGCAACAGUUUGCUAAUAAAGGUUUAUUAAAGAC
This is a messenger RNA of Sphaerodactylus townsendi, 4490 nucleotides long. RefSeq names its product solute carrier family 25 member 25 (gene SLC25A25). The transcript is spliced from 11 exons. Gene Ontology annotation, molecular function: calcium ion binding; ATP transmembrane transporter activity. Gene Ontology annotation, cellular component: mitochondrial inner membrane. The record is from RefSeq and is a predicted model, not a curated record. Gene Ontology annotation, biological process: transmembrane transport. Bases 365 to 1870 code for a protein of 501 amino acids. NCBI's taxonomy places the organism in Eukaryota, Metazoa, Chordata, Lepidosauria, Squamata, Sphaerodactylidae.